CGAUUUCUAACAGGAGAUAAACUUUUGCCGCGUUUCAGUGCACUAUAAAAAUAUACUAACUGCUUUCCCGGAGAAUUAUGUGGAACGCCAAAAACACCUAAAACCAAAGACAAAAAACAACGACAAAAAAAUGAAGAAGAAAACAGCUGUUUCAUUCAGACCCAUUCCUUCAUUUAUCUGCAUUCAUUCAACCCAAUUGUCUCCCUGAUUUCUCUCUCUAAAUCUUUCUCUCUCGGCGUCUCAUUUGGAUCUCUGAUAUCUCCUUUCUCUUCUCUCUCUGUCUUUCUUUCAAUUCUAUCUACCUUUCACCUCGUCACCGCUCGAAAAUCGAGAGCUUCGUAAAGCUCUCGAUCGAGCUCUCCUCUGGAUCAUCAUCAUCAUCAUCAUUUUCACACAAUCAAUUCGAUUUUAUAUGCAUUUCGAAUUCCGAUUUCGAUAUUGUGGCUUUUGAUUCAUCUCGCGGUCCUUGUGUAGUUUGUUGAAACAUUAAAACUUUUGAAUUCUGAGCUAAUUGAUUUGGAAAACUAGGUUUUCUUUAGAGAGAGAGAGAGAGAGAGGGAAUGGAGAUGGCUGCUCAAUUGAGGCGGGGGAUUUCCCGCCAAUUCUCGACAGGUUCGAUGAGAAAGAGUGGUAGGUUCAGCUUCAAUAGGCAGAAUUCUCUCGAUCCGCGCCGCAACAUGCGGUCAGCUUUGGAACGCCAGUCCUCGCUCGAUCCGAUCGCCGGAACGCCGCAGGACGAGCUGUCCGUGCCGGAAAACCUGGACUCGACGAUGCAGUUGUUGUUCAUGGCGUCUAGGGGUGAAGUGAAGGGAGUUCAGGAUUUGCUGGACGAAGGCAUUGAUGUAAAUAGCAUCGAUUUGGAUGGGCGGACGGCUUUGCACAUUGCGGCUUGCGAAGGCCACGUAGAGGUUGUGAAGCUCUUGCUUAGUCGAAAGGCCAAUAUCGAUGCCCGUGAUCGGUGGGGCAGCACGGCAGCUGCUGAUGCAAAAUACUAUGGAAAUGUAGACGUUUAUAAUAUUUUGAAGGCCCGUGGAGCCAAAAUACCGAAAAUCAGAAAGACACCGAUGACUGUUGCAAAUCCUCGAGAAGUUCCAGAGUACGAGCUCAAUCCACUAGAGCUUCAAGUUCGCAAAAGUGAUGGUAUCACAAAGGGGACAUAUCAAGUAGCUAAAUGGAAUGGCACAAAAGUUGCUGUAAAGAUACUUGAUAAAGACAGUUAUUCAGACCCUGAAAGCAUAAAUGCUUUCAAACAUGAGUUAACUUUGUUAGAGAAAGUUCGGCAUCCUAAUGUGGUUCAGUUUGUUGGAGCUGUUACCCAAAAUAUACCUAUGAUGAUUGUUUCAGAGUAUCAUCCAAAAGGUGACAUAGGAAGCUAUCUUCAAAAGAAAGGGCGUGUGUCUCCAUCUAAAGCUCUAAGAUAUGCUCUUGAUAUUGCAAGGGGCAUGAAUUAUCUUCAUGAAUGUAAACCAGACGCAAUUAUCCACUGUGAUUUAAAGCCCAAAAAUAUUUUGCUGGACACUGGAGGUCAGUUGAAGGUAGUUGGAUUUGGUUUGAUAAGAUUGUCUAAAAUAUCACCAGACAAGGCAAAACUAUUGCAGCCAGAGGCUCAAAUUGAUCGUUCAAAUUUAUACAUGGCACCUGAGGUUUAUAAAGAUGAAAUAUUUGACAGAAGUGUGGAUGUAUACUCUUUCGGUCUUAUUCUUUAUGAGAUUCUCGAAGGAGUCCAACCAUUGCACCCCAGGUCUGCAGAAGAUGCUGCUAAAUUGAUGUGUUUGGAAGGAAACAGACCAAUAUUCAAGAAUAAAUCUAAACAUUAUCCUCCGGAUCUGAAAGAGUUGAUUGAAGAAUGUUGGGAUCAAGGACCCGUCAUCAGACCAACUUUUUCUGAGAUCAUUAUACGGUUAGACAGAAUUGUUGCAAACUGCUCUAAACAUGGAGGGUGGAAAGACACCUUUAAGCUCCCUUGGAUUUAAGAAGAGGCAUAUAGUUACACCAAAUAUGGGACAGAACAGAGACUCGGAUUGGAGGAUCUCUCUAUAGACUCAAAAACAGUUUUGGGAGCUUCAUGUUGUGCCUUUUAUUAUGAAUAACAGAGGAGUUUGGAACUGACAAACCGAGUUGAAAUAAGAUUAGUGUCACUAUUUGUUUUUGUUUUUUUGCUAGGAGCUGGAACAGUUCCUUUCCAUGUAAAAUAUGUGAAUGAUGUUUCUUUUAGACUGGUUGUUAUGAAUCUUGUGGAACAAAAAGAAGAAUGACUACAACUGGAAAAACAUUCUGUUUUGUGCUUAAUAAUAAGAGAAUUGUUAUUUUCACUCCACUUAUUUAUUAAUACAUUCUAAAAUUUGUCAAGUAAAUCUAUAAACAAGUGGAGUGGGAUAGCAUUUUUCAUUACUACCAA
Messenger RNA from Camellia sinensis, 2398 nucleotides. RefSeq names its product integrin-linked protein kinase 1-like. The record is from RefSeq and is a predicted model, not a curated record. Gene Ontology annotation, biological process: protein phosphorylation. NCBI's taxonomy places the organism in Eukaryota, Viridiplantae, Streptophyta, Magnoliopsida, Ericales, Theaceae. Gene Ontology annotation, molecular function: protein serine/threonine kinase activity; ATP binding; protein binding.